This is a messenger RNA of Leptidea sinapis, 5663 nucleotides long. RefSeq names its product dnaJ homolog subfamily C member 10-like. Lineage: Eukaryota; Metazoa; Arthropoda; Insecta; Lepidoptera; Pieridae. Bases 366 to 2708 code for a protein of 780 amino acids. The record is from RefSeq and is a predicted model, not a curated record. The transcript has 17 exons.
GACUUUGGCAGUCCUGCCUCUUACUGCGAAGUAUUUACAUCCUCCCUGGUGUUCAGUGGGUUCUCGUGAGAGUAAAAAUAUUCUGUGAGCGGGUUCGCACUUCGCCGUUCGAGUUCGAGGACUCGCCGUUCGGAUAAAAAAGUUGUUAAAAAUUAAAAAAAUUAUACUUUGUGAACUAAUGAUACAUAUUAGAUAAUACUGUAUUAAAUAUUUGAUUAUUACAGAACAAAUUGCAUUUCAUGCUUAGAGUGCAUACAAGUUACAGGAUGGAAGUUGAAGAACAUUGUAAAUAAAUUAUAAAUUAAAAAAACAGCAGGUUGAAAAUUGCUUUUCAGAAUCAAGGCUCGUAAGAUUAAUUUCCAAAAAUGUAUAAGUUAAUUAUCAUUAUAAGCCUACUUUUGAUUGGCUUUGGAUGUUCUAGUGAGCUAACAUUUUAUGAGAUAUUGGGGGUAUCCAAACAGGCUUCAACUCAAGAGAUAAGACAAGCAUACAAAAAGUUAGCUAUCAAACUGCAUCCUGAUAAAAACUCUAAUAAAACUGAGCAGGAUGCCUUUUUAAAAAUUACCGAGGCCUAUGAAACUCUCAAAGAUCCAGAAAAACGGCAUAAAUAUAACCUGUACGGAUCUCACCAAGCGUACACCAGGAAGUAUGACUACCACUCACAGUCUGAGUACAAUAAUUUGUUUAUGAAGGGUCUCUACUAUGACGAUCCAUAUGUAGUCACAAUUACUGCAAAUAGUUUUGAUAACUUUUUUACCGAAGAGCUCCAUUUUGUCAAUUUCUAUUCACCAUUCUGUCCGCCUUGUCAAAAUUUAGCGGAACAUUGGAAAAAAUUAGCUGAGGUGUAUGCAGGCAUUGUUAAAGUGGGUGCUGUAAAUUGUAAAUACUACAAUUCAUUUUGCUACCAUGUCAAGGAAAUACACAGUUAUCCAACAUUAUACUUCUAUACAAAUGGAAGAAAAGACACAAGCACCCAAUACCGCGGUGACCGUACAUUCAAAAGUUUGGAAGAGUUUGUUCUGUCCUAUCUCAGUGAUAUAGUAGAUGUGCCAAAGUGGACAGUUGUAAAAGCAAGCCGCAUGCCCACAGUGUAUGUUCUUGAGUCCAGUGUCGACAAGAAUGCUCUUCUCCGAAUCGCUUAUAAGCUGAAACGCGUAGCAAAUGUAUGUGUCACUAAUGAGAAGGUAUUAAGAAGCUUGGUGAAGGACCCGAAUAUGAAAGCUGCGUUGAAGUAUUAUGACAAUACUUUUGAUAUUGAUACAACGGAUGAACAAACUCUGCUCAAAAGUAUCGUUAGAAACCUACCAGGCAUUGAGCAAAUCGGAAAGAAACAGUUUCAGGAACUGCGAAAUCGUUUACGUAAUGACGAGAGCGAGAACGCGUGGGUGUUGUAUUUCUCAGCGCGGGCCCGUGAUAAGCUAGCCAUGUACCAAACUGUUGCCGCGCUGCCAGAAAUGAGAUUUGUGGAAAUAAGCUGCGACAAGCUAUCGGAGUUGUGCAGCUCGUUGCAAGUGGACAAGGCGCCCGCGUGGGGCAUCGUGAAGCCGGGCGGCGCCUACCAGAGACUGUUCUCGCAGCCUUCAUCGAACUUGAUACGGAUCUGCGCACGCGCAUACAACCUGCACACACUCUCCACUUCGGACUUCAGUAAAAUACUCGACGGAGAUUUAUCGACGUGGGUUUUAUUAGUGGCGCCGUUUAAAGUUCAGUGGGAACAAAUUCUGCCGGCAUUUGUUGAAGCCGCUUUAGAGUUGCGAGCGACAGGAGUCAGCUUCGGCAUAAUGGCUUGCACCCUCAAGACGGACGAGCAUUGCCGCCGUGUCGCUCAGAACACGCCGGUACUCGCUGUGCAGCAGAGGAGACAUCUGCACCUGUUCAGUGGAGACAUCAACACACAGGCCAUCGUUGAGUUCUUCAUGCUGAUACAACGGUUUAAAGACUUAGUAAUAGACGAACAGACACUGCUGGAGAUAGCAAGUGACCAAUCACGUGAUGAAACGUGGGCUGUGGGGUGUUUCCCCGCCAACUGCGGUCCACAGUGUGAUCAUUUUGAACACCAGAUCAGACUUACAGCUAAACGGCUGUCGAUUCUACCGUAUAUACGCGUAGGCGUAUUACGCUGCGGACGAGGUCGCCCGACGAGCGGGUAUUGCGCAAACGUGCGUGCACCUACACUUCGCGUCUACCCGCACAAUUCCGUACAACACUACACGAUCCUGCUGCAACAUUUGUCGGAGUCAUUGUAUAUCUCGGAAUGGGUGGUCAGCCACGGAGGAGACUACAUCUCCAGCCUGACCACGGACAAUUAUUUCAAGAAAACUGUGCUUGAUGACGAUGUCCCGCUCAGUCUGAGGAAGCCAUGGGUAGUGUAUUUCCACUCACCAAAAUGUUCCAAAUGCUAUGAGAAUUACCCCGACUUCGCAGUCAUGGCUCAUCAACUCGGCCAUGUUGUGAAUUUCGGUAAAGUGAACUGCAUAACAGACCGACCGAUUUGUACCGAGGAAUAUAUCUACAGCUACCCCUCUGUCCGGAUAUACAUGAACAAGAACCACCAGAGAGGUUACACCGCCGUCAUCAACGUACAAAUCACAGACUAUUCGCGGUUGCUCCACGAACUGAAGCCACAUUUGGGAGAUUAUAACGACGAGAUAUAUGCAGCUAUGAAGAAGUUGGGGGCCAUCAAAGAUCAGUACCACGAUGAAUUGUAGAUGUGUUAUAAAGGGAGAAUGAAUCGAAAAAGUUCAAAUUUCACAUUAAUCUCUUAAAACCUUAGUGUAAUAGCUAUGGGUUAUUUUAUUUAGUAUUUUAUUAUAACAAUAUUUUAGUUAGUAGAUAAUAUUUUCAUCAGAUAUGGUAUUAACACAAACUGCCAAUUAAAUUUCUUAUCUUAGCCCUUAAUUAAGUAACUAGAACUGAAUGAGAGCCUAGAACAAUGAACUCAGCAAUCCUAAUUAUUAUUAACCGACUUCAAAAAAGGAGGAGCUUCUCAAUUCGUCUGUUUUUUUCUAUGUUUAUUACCUCAAACUUUCGACUGGGUGAACCGUUUUUGAUAAUUCUAUGUGGAUGAUAAAUUUACGAAUAACUCAAUUUCGCGCCAACCGAUUUCGAUGAUUAUUUUUUUUAUUGGAAAGGAUAUACUCCAAAGUGUGAUGAGAGUUUGGACUUACAGUAAGGGUGCGGGUUUCUAUUCUAUCUAUGGCAGAAUUUCUGACUGUCUGUAAUCAAAUUGCAAAACGCUUACGUUCAUUGCUGCAUUGAAAAAUUUAGUAUAUCUACACAUAUUUAGUUAGUGUACUGCAAAAUCACUAAAAAUUUAAAAAUACGCCAUUAUUUUUAUACUUUUUAGUGCAUAUUAUAUCCAUUGCUUUGGAAGUGUUUCUGAAGUCUGUUGUUUUUUUGUUAAAAAUUUUUUUAAACAAUUUGUUAUUUUAAAGUAAUAUCCAUCAGUUUUAUGAUCAAUAAUUAUCCAAAUUAAAUUUGUAACCAGAGUUUAUGAUGUAGAUGGAGCCACAACUUGAGAGUUGUACCAACACAUACCAAGAUUAACGGUCCAUGCGUCACUCGAACGGUUGGCUCAGUUGGUAAGAGCGCUCGGACAGAACCCGAAAGGCGCGGGUUCGUGUCCCGCAUCGUUCAUAAAUUUGGGUUACAAAUUUAAUUUGUACAAUUUAUUUUAACAUAAAAUCUAUUUAUUCACUUGUCAAAUUGACAGGGCUGACUUGAUAUUAGGCAUUUAUUAAAAUCUUUUUUUUUUAUCUCCGAGUACUUGGAAUUCAUACUCGUGGUUCAUUGCCACUUCGGAAUUUAUUUAUGUAACACGAUAUUUCUUUAAUAUUAUUUCUAAUGCAGAACUAACCUUAAUUGGGUUUUUGAAAAAAAUUUUUUUUGAAGUUUUUUGCAUUAAAUAUCAAUAUUAUUAAUAAUAAAGUUUUAAAAUACAUAAAAAAAAUCAAUAAUUUUUUUUUUCAAAAACCCAAUUAAGCGUUUGAUUGCUUUAAUAUUUAAUUAUAUUAAUUAUUAUAAUGCUAUUUAUUUUAAUUUAGAAAAGUCAAUACAUAUGUGAUAUUUUUUAGUAGGUUUAUUUGUAUUUCCAAUUAGCAUUUAUUUUUAAGGUUAUACGCAUACUACCACUCCAUUUUAGUGGCCUACUAUUUUUAGUGAAAUUUAAUUUUAACAUGAUAAUUGCUUUGUUUAAAAUGAUGUUAUAACGAUAUAUCUUUCUAUUAUGAUGUACAGUGAGUUUAGUUUUUUAACUGUUUUUAAGUGUCGAUUCUUAUAAAUAUUGAGUUGUUCAAUCUUAUUGUAAAUAUGGCAACUGACAUUUUUUGACGUUUGUCACAGUCCCUCUGCUAAAUGUCAAGUGGCAAAUAUAAUAUAACAAAAAAAAUUAAAUCGUUCAAUAACAUCAAAACGGGAUAAAAUUGCCAGCAACUAACCUUUUACAAACUAUUUUUAUUAUUUUCUAUGAACUAUUUGUACUUUUUUUGACAUUCUGUACAGUAAAUAAUAUAUUUUCUCACACAAAAGAUUUAAAGCAUUUUCAUGAAUGUAACUAGCUGACCCGGCAAAUGUUGUUUUGCCAUAUAAAGUAUAAUUCACGCGAUAGUUUUAUAAGUAAUAAAAUAAUGCCUAUAUUACGGAUCCCCUUUUUUGAAAAAAAAAAACAUAGCCUAUAGCCUUCCUCAAUAAAUGGACUACCCGAACACCAACACUGAAAGAAUCAUUCAAAUCGGACCAGUAGUACCAGAGAUUAGCGCGUUCAAACAAACAAACACUGCUUUAUAAUAUUAGUAUAGAUAAUUAAUGCCCAUGGACUAGUAAAAAAAUAAGGACUCCGUGUCACCUUACAUAACAGUGUAGCACCAAAACAAGCCGAUUAACGUGUAAAUACAUAGUCCCACGCACACACUUACAAUACUAUAGGCCGAUAGGCAGCCAUUAUGAGAUAUUUUAAAAAUGCCGUCGUGCGUUGUUAAAAAGUGUAAAAACAAUACUAUAUAAGUAUUUGCCAUAUGAUAUGAUUAUUUAAGGGAGAAAAAAUUGUGUAACUAUUAUCCCCCGUAACCGCACACACACUAGCAUAACGGUGCUUCACUUGCUAAUAUCACGGCGCGGAGUCCUUCAUUUUUUACUCGUCCGUGAUUAAUGCCCUUAAAUAUUUUUUUUUCUUACUAAUUAAUUAAUUAAGUAUUAUUAUCUUUAUAGCAUUGAAAUGGUUUCGCUGUCGAAUGAUUAUGAAAUACUCAUUCCAUAGCACCCAUAGGUUAUAUUAAUACGUGAAAUUAACAUUUAAGGCGCAUUUAUAAUAUGUAAGUUUAAUGUGGUAAUCUCUUUGUCCGUUUGUGGCAUCAUGGCUCCCAAAAUAAUGGGCAGAUUUUGAUGAGGUUGUUUUUGUUUGAAAGUUGAUGUAAUGAUUAGUGGGGGGCUUUUUAAUUAUAUCUGUAGUAAUCUCAGUGUCAAAUAAUCUCAUAUAAUUGGUGAGCGGUUAGCGUAAAUAAUACGCUGGUUACUACCUCGUGCAUUGAUAUUGCAAAUCUAGACUGUCACUCUCCGAGCAACACGUAUUACUUCCAUAUUUAAUAGCAACACUCAAUAUUCAUAAUAUUACUAAACCAUUUAUGUAAUUGUUAACCUUAGUAGUAAUAAAAUUUACAUUUUUCUUA